AUGGACGAUUUAAAUGGGUUAGAUUGGUCCGCAACUACAAGCGCAACAACCUCAAAAGCACCUCAGGGAACUGGAAACUACUACCCUUCAUUACGGCCGACUCCACCUCCUCAACUUUCAGGGCGGACGACGCCUCUCUCGAAUCAAGCUUCUGGUCUAUCCAAAUCAUCCACAACUUCUGCAUUCGCGGCUCCAGUCAAAUCCCCAACUCCAGACCUCUUCUCGAAUCUCGUAUCAUUUGGUUCCUCCAAAGCAAGUACACUUACCUUGCAGCAGCAACACGAAAAGCUACAAGCCGAAAAGCGAAGGCAGGAUGAAGAGAAGAAGAGGCAAUACGAUGCACAAUUUGGAGGCGCGCAGAGUUGGGAGAGUCUAGGUAGUAGGACAAUCAGCCCAGCACUCACACCUACAAUAUCGUCGCGAAGCAACACUCCACUUCCAAAACCUUUACCGGCCAAUUUUGCGAGGGCGAGCUCCCCGGUUGUAAAUGCACGAAACGCGCCUAGUCCGGGAGACGAUGAUCUGUUCGCAGCUUUCAAUAAGGAUACAAAGGUUGACAAUUCGAGUUUCUAUCCACCUCCUGCCGCGUCAACGAGCCGGACGCAUACACCGGGAAUUACAGUGUCGAAAACUACGGAUUUAAGUAACCCGCAGGCUUGGGAACAGCCAACAGGUGGUUUGGAUAGCGGUGCAUUUGGUGAUGAUGAUGAUCCUUUCGGAUUGGGGACUAUGAAGCCAGCGAGUAGGGCCAUGCCACAAAAUACACAGCCAGCAGACGAUGAUGACUUCUUGGGGGACUUGGGAAAACCAGUAGAAGAAAUCAAGCGACGAAGCCCUGCUCUACCUGAAGUGACCAGGACGCCAGAACCUCAAUCCGAAUCUGACGAUCCUUGGGAUAAAGUGGUUGCCGAACUUGUUGACAUGGGAUUCUCAGCUGAACAAUCGCGAAGAGCCCUAACGGAAAGUGGCUCUGGUCUGGAUGUUCAAGCUGCCGUGGGCUGGAUUCUAAAUGAUGCACAUAGCCAGGCGAAGAAGAAACAACAAGGGCGAGAUUCAAGUCGAAACAAUGGAUCUUCCUCGAAUGGUGGUACCAGAGAUACAUCUCGUAAUGGAAGCAGGAGAGAGCAAAAGCCGUCUUGGAUGCAGGAAGAGGAACGACCACAAGUCCGGAGAGAAGAUAAAUUACCAAGUGGUGAAGGAGACCUUGCAAAAACUGCUGCGGCUAUGGGUAACAAUUUAUUCAAGUCUGCAAACUCUCUAUGGAAGACCUCACAAAAGAAGGUGCAAAAAGCAGUAUCUGAAUUUCAACAAGAUGUGGAUCCCAGUCAGCCAAAGUGGAUGAGAGAAGCUGCUGAAAGAGAGCAAGCUGAUAGAGCUCGGGCAAGAAAGGCAAAAGCUGCGGCACCUGAAGUAACAGAUGAAGCACUGAUGCUUGAAUCUGGUGGUCGACCUCCUCCUAAGAAAGGGAAGGCCCCUGAACCUCGCUUCACAGAACCACCAUCUUCACGUGAUCAUUCUCCUGCAAUGCCAACACGACCAGUCGACAGAAUGGCUGCACCACGCUGGCAACAGCAAGUUUCGUCAGAUCCUCGAUCCCGUAUAACUAAACAAGCGGUCGAGGAACAAUCAGCUCAGGCUUAUGUGAGUCCUGCGCGGAGAAAAAAGGCUGCUCCUCAACCUGUUCAACGCCAACAGGAACCAGAACCGGAUCUUCUAUUUUCCUCCAGUGUUCCUUCACAGUCGAGGCCAGCACCGUCGCGACCAUCUCAGCGCCCGUCCCCAGCACAGUCUAAGCCUUCGACGCCUAUCCCUACUCGACCAAAAGCACCUCCCCGUAAUAUACCAUUGCUAUCCUCUCAUGCAUUAUCAAGUUCUACAGAAAACAGACUUGCUGGAACUACUCAUUUUAAGCGAGGAGAUUACGCCGCUGCUCAUCAAUCAUACUCUGCAUCUUUACUGUCCCUUCCUUCAUCACAUCCCAUAUCUAUCAUCCUGCUCUGCAAUCGAGCUCUUACUUCUUUGAAAACUGGAAUUCCAAAAUCAGCAGUGACCGACGCCGAUACUGCAAUUGGAAUCAUCGGGCCAGCUCGUGGCGAGGGCGAAACCAUCGACCUCGGGUCAGAGAAAAAAGACAUGCGUGAGUUCUGGGGGAAGGCUUUAAUGCGAAAAGCAGAAGCACUAGAGCAAAUGGAAAAAUGGCGCGAAGCUCUCGAGGUAUGGAAACUCUGCGUGGAAAGCAAUGUUGGCGGCGCAACCGCAAUUCAAGGUCGCAGCCGCUGCGAAAAAGCCCUCGCACCAAAGCCGGUCCGUACCGUGACCCCUAAACCCAAACCGAAACCCGUUGUCAAAUCCGCGCUUUCAGAUCUCGGCCCUAGUCAAGAUAGUGCCGCGGUGUCUCGUCUUCGCGCCGCUAACAUCGAAGCCGAACGUGCUGAUGAUGAGAAAUUCGCUCUCUCUGAUAAGGUAGACGCGAAGAUUGGCGCGUGGAGGGAUGGGAAGAGGGAUAAUUUGAGGGCGCUGCUAGGGAGUCUGCAGGAUGUGAUGUGGGAGGGGAGCGGGUGGAAGAAGGUGGGUAUGCAUGAGCUGGUGCAGGGGAAUAAGGUUAAGAUUCAUUAUAUGAAGGCGAUUGGGAAGUGUCAUCCUGAUAAGAUUGCGCAAGAUGCGACGACGGAGACGAGGAUGAUUGCUGGAUUGGUGUUUGCGACGUUGAAUGAGAGUUGGGAUAAGUUUAAAGCGCAGAAUGGGAUGUAG
This is a messenger RNA of Glarea lozoyensis ATCC 20868, 2751 nucleotides long. Its product is annotated as Chaperone J-domain-containing protein. The transcript has 2 exons. The record is from RefSeq and is a predicted model, not a curated record. Gene Ontology annotation, cellular component: vesicle; cytoplasm; intracellular membrane-bounded organelle. Lineage: Eukaryota; Fungi; Ascomycota; Leotiomycetes; Helotiales; Helotiaceae. Gene Ontology annotation, molecular function: clathrin binding. Gene Ontology annotation, biological process: clathrin coat disassembly; clathrin-dependent endocytosis. Bases 1 to 2751 code for a protein of 916 amino acids.